UGUCAGGAGGCAGCCGUGCUUAGCUGCCCCAGCAGAUCCUGCGGCCCUGUGAGCCCUUUCCCCUCGGCCAGCCCCUCCUGUGGAGUUGCCAAGAUGUCUCUCGUUGCUGUGCCCUUCUACCAAAAGAGACACAAGCACUUUGACCAGUCGUACCGCAACAUCCAAACAAGGUACCUUCUGGAUGAAUACGCGGCGAAAAAGAAGCGCGCUUCUGCCCAGUCGUCUUUGCAGAGAUCGGUCACUCGGAAGUCGUCCUCGCAGAGGGAGUCCAGCCGGGCAGCGUUGGGAGAGACCACCCUGGGGGAGACCACCCUGGGGGAGACCACCCUGGGGAGGACCACCUGCCCGCUGUGCGCCAAGAGGAUGAGCAGUGCUCUGGAAGAGGAGGCCCAGGAGAGGAAGCGCAGGUACCAGUCGAUGGUGGCUGCCUACGGGGAGGCCAAGCGGGAGCGCUACCUGAGCGAACUGGCCCAGCUGGAGGAGGAUGUGCAUGUGGCCCGCACCCACGCCCGGGACCAGCUGGACAGGCUGGCCCUGCAGCACGCGGGCAGACACGGCCUGCACCACGCGGUGGACGACAGGCUGGCCUGGGAGCGGCACUCGUUCGAGGAGCGAAUAAGCCGGGCGCCCGAGAUCCUGGUGCGGCUGCGCUCGCACACCGUCUGGGAGCGGAUGUCAGUCAAGCUGUGCUUCACGGUGCAGGGGUUCCCCACCCCCGUGGUGCAGUGGUAUAAAGACGGCAGCUUGAUCUGCCAGGCCGGGGAGCCGGGCAAGUACAGAAUUGACAGCAAGUACGGCGUGCACACACUGGAGAUCAACAGGGCCGACUUUGACGACACCGCGACCUACUCGGCGGUGGCCACGAACGUGCACGGACAGGUGUCCACCAAUGCGGCAGUGGUGGUGAGAAGGUUCCGGGGUGACGAGGAGCCGUUCCAUUCGGUGGGGCUCCCAAUUGGAUUGCCCCUGUCGUCCGUGAUCCCGUACACGCACUUUGACGUUCAGUUCAUUGAGAAAUUCGGAGUCACCUUCCGGCGGGAGGGCGAGACCCUCACUCUCAAGUGCACACUGCUGGUGACGCCAGACCUGAAGCGCGUGCAGCCCAGGGCCGAGUGGUACCGAGACGACGUGCUGCUGAAAGAGUCCAAGUGGACCAAGAUGUUCUUCGGAGAAGGCCAGGCCUCGCUCUCCUUCAGCCACCUCAACAAGGAUGAUGAGGGGCUCUACACCCUGAGGAUCGUGUCCAGGGGGGGGAUCACCGACCACAGCGCCUUCCUGUUUGUCCGAGAUGCUGACCCCCUGGUCACUGGGGCCCCAGGCGCUCCCAUGGACGUGCAUUGCCAUGACGCGAACCGGGACUACGUCAUUGUGACCUGGAAGCCCCCCAACACGACCAAGGAGAGCCCUGUUAUUGGCUACUUCAUCGACCGAUGCGAGGUGGGAACUGACAACUGGGUACAGUGCAAUGAUGCCCCCGUGAAGAUCUGUAAAUACCCCGUGACUGGACUCUUUGAGGGAAGGUCUUACAUAUUCCGUGUGCGGGCUGUCAACAGCGCAGGGAUCAGCCGGCCUUCCAGAGUCUCCGAGGCUGUGGCUGCCCUCGACCCUGUUGACCUCAGAAGGUUACAAGCCGUCCACUUGGAGGGAGAGAAAGACAUCGUGAACUACCAGGAGGACCUUGAAGGCGAAGUCCAGAUCCCAGGACCUCCCACCAACGUGCAUGCCUCGGAAACCAGCAGGACAUACGUGGUCCUCAGCUGGGACCCCCCCGAGCCCCGGGGCAAGGAGCCGCUGAUGUACUUCAUUGAGAAGUCCAUGGUGGGGAGCGGCAGCUGGCAGCGGGUGAAUGCCCAGACGGCCGUGAGGUCCCCCAGAUACGCUGUCUUCGACCUUGCCGAGGGGAAGCCGUACGUGUUCCGAGUGUUGUCAGCAAACAAGCACGGCCUGAGUGAGCCGUCGGAAAUCACUGCCCCCAUCCAGGCCCAGGACACCAUUGUGGUGCCCUCGGCACCUGGCCGUGUCCUCGCGUCCCGGAACACCAGGACCUCGGUGGUCGUGCAGUGGGAUCGGCCGAAGCAUGAGGAGGACUUGCUGGGCUAUUAUGUGGACUGCUCCGUGGCCGGCUCCAACGUCUGGGAGCCCUGCAACCACAAGCCCAUUGGCUACAACAGGUUCGUGGUGCAUGGCCUCACCACCGGCGAGCAGUACAUCUUCCGAGUUAAGGCCGUGAAUGCUGUCGGCACUAGCGAGAACUCGCAGGAGUCGGACGUCAUAAAAGUUCAGGCUGCCCUCACCGUCCCUUCCCACCCUUAUGGGAUCACCCUCCUGAACUGUGAUGGCCACUCCAUGAUCCUGGGCUGGAAGGUGCCCAAGUUCAGCGGCGGCUCCCCCAUCCUCGGCUACUACAUCGACAAGCGGGAGGCUCACCACAAAAACUGGCACGAGGUCAACUCCUCGCCGCUCAAAGAGAGGAUUCUGAAGGUGGAGGGCUUGACUGAAGGCUCACUCUAUGAAUUCAAAAUUGCUGCUGCCAACAUGGCAGGGAUCGGGCAGCCAUCAGACCCCAGCGAGCUGUUUAAGUGUGAGGCCUGGACGAUGCCGGAACCAGGCCCUGCCUACGACCUGACGUUCUGCGAGGUCCGGGACACGUCCCUGGUGCUGCUCUGGAAACCCCCGGUGUAUUCGGGCAGCAGCCCCGUCUCUGGCUACUUCGUGGACUACAAAGAAGAGGACUCCGGAGAAUGGCUCACUGUCAAUGAGGUCACCACGCCGCAUCGCUACUUGAAGGUGUGUGAUCUUCACCAAGGAAAGACCUACGUGUUCCGCGUGCGGGCAGUGAACGCCAGUGGGGUGGGGAGGCCCUCGGACACCUCGGAGCCAGUGCUGGUGGAGGCCAGGCCAGGCACCAAGGAGGUCAGCGCGGGCGUGGACGAGGAGGGCAACAUCUACCUGAGCUUCGACUGCCCGGAGGUGACGGACGCCUCCCACUUCACGUGGUGCAAGUCCUACGAGGACAUCGCGGACGACGACAGGUUCAAGGUCGAGACCGCGGGGGACCACUCCAAGCUGUACUUCAAGAACCUGGACAAAGAGGACCUGGGCACAUACUCUGUGUCAGUCAGCGACACGGACGGCGUGUCCUCCAGCUUUGUCUUGGAUGAGGAAGAGCUGGAACGUCUGAAGGCCCUGAGCAAUGAGAUCAAGAACCCCACGAUUCCUCUGAAGUCAGAAUUAGCUUAUGAGAUUUUCGACAAGGGCCAGGUCCGCUUCUGGCUCCAGGCUGAGCACUUAUCCCCAGACUCCAGCUACCGCUUUAUCAUCAAUGACAGAGAAGUUGCCGACAGCGAGACACACAGAAUCAAGUGUGACAAGUCCACUGGCGUCAUCGAGAUGGUGAUGGAUCGUUUCACCGUCGAUAACGAAGGCACCUACACUGUGCAGAUUCAAGACGGAAAAGCCAAAAGCCAGUCUUCUCUGGUUCUUAUUGGAGACGCAUUCAAGGCUGUCCUGGAAGAGGCUGAAUUUCAAAGAAAGGAGUUCCUCAGGAAACAAGGCCCACAUUUUGCUGAGUAUCUGCACUGGGAUGUUACAGAAGAGUGUGAGGUGCGGCUGGUGUGUAAGGUUGCAAACACCAAGAAGGAAACGGUUUUCAAGUGGCUAAAGGAUGAUGUUCUGUAUGAAACGGAGAAGAUGCCUGACCUGGAGAAGGGUGUCUGUGAGCUGCUCAUACCAAAGUUGUCGAAGAAGGAUCAUGGUGAAUACAAGGCGACCUUGAAAGACGACAGGGGUCAGGAUGUGUCUACCCUUGAGAUAGCUGGCAAAGUGUAUGAGGAUAUGAUUUUGGCGAUGAGUAGAGUCUGUGGAGCCUCUGCGUCUCCACUGAAGAUUCUCUGCACCCCAGAAGGAAUAAGGCUUCAGUGCUUCAUGAAAUACUUCACUGAGGAAAUGAAGGUGAACUGGUACCACAAGGAUGCUAAGAUUGCGUCGAGCGAGCACAUGAGGAUCGGCGGCAGUGAGGAGAUGGCCUGGCUGCAGAUCUGUGAGCCCACGGAGAAGGACAAGGGGAAGUACACCUUUGAGAUUCUUGACGGCAAGAAGAACCACCAGCGCUCGCUUGACCUGUCUGGUCAGGCUUUUGAUGAAGCAUUUGCCGAAUUCCAGCAGCUCAAGGCUGCUGCUUUUGCAGAGAAAAAUCGUGGCAAGGUGAUCGGCGGCCUGCCUGACGUGGUGACCAUCAUGGAGGGGAAGACCUUGAACCUGACCUGCACAGUGUUUGGGAACCCUGACCCAGAGGUAGUGUGGUUCAAGAAUGACAAGGACAUCGAGCUGAGUGACCACUUCUCAGUGAAGGUGGAGCAGGCCAAGUAUGUCAGCAUGACCAUCAAGGGCGUGACCUCCGAGGACUCGGGCAAGUACAGCAUGCACGUGAAGAACAAGUACGGCGGCGAGAAGAUCGACGUGACGGUCAGCGUGUACAAGCACGGCGAGGAGAUCCCCGACGUGGUGCUGCCCCAGCAGGCCAAGCCCAAGCUGCUCCCCGCGGCUGCCCCCUCACCCGCCCACUGAGGGGCCAGGGGGCCGUGCCAUCGCUGUGGGUGGCGUCCCGCGUGGCCUGACAGCCCCUCGCAUGUUGUGGUUUUAUCUUGCUGUUCUGUUGUUAUAGUUUUGGUCCUUCUGAGCAGAAGAGCGAGUGUUUCCCGUACACUGUGUCUGCAGGCACUGGACAGGGUGGGCUAGGGGCGAGCUGAUGCCUCGCUGGGGUGUUCGGUCCGUGAUGCCUGCAGGCCUGGGGGCUCUGAGAUACUCGGGCGGUCAGCAUAUGUGCCUCUUGCUCUCUGCUUUCUCUCGCUUCAGGCAAUAAAACUUCAAAAGGCAA
Molecule: messenger RNA, 4876 nt
Organism: Capra hircus (goat)
Lineage: Eukaryota; Metazoa; Chordata; Mammalia; Artiodactyla; Bovidae
Gene: MYOM2
Product: myomesin 2
Exons: 37
Coding region: 94-4566 (1490 amino acids)
Molecular function (GO): protein binding
Source: RefSeq, a predicted model, not a curated record